CUCUCUCUCUCUCUCUCUCUCUCUCUCUCUCUCUAUCUCUAUAACUCUCUCGCUCAUUAUCUCAAAGAAUGGCAGGGGGGACCCCAACACUAAUCUUGACGGUUGAUCUGGAGUGCCGUCUUUGCAGCAAGAAGAUAAAAAAGGCCAUUUGCAAACUCCAAGAACGAGAGCGCAUUCAGAAAAUAGAGUACGAUGAGAAGAAGAAUACAGUGACGAUUUCUGGGCCGUUCGAUCCCGUCAAGCUGAAGAAUAAGCUCUGUUGCAAGGCUUGUGAAGCCAUUAAGAAUAUCAACAUAAUAGAGCCCACGCCGCCCCCGCCGCCCCCGCCGCCCCCGCCGCCGAGGAAGCCUGAACCGGUUUACUUGCCAUUCUGGCCGGUUGGGCCACCCAUACCGGUUCCGGUUUGCCAUCGCCGACCGUGUUAUGUGGGGUGCAAUGACAUCUGUCGAAGCUGCAACUGCGGGUGUGGAGGGGUGGGGCCCUGCUCACUGCCAGUUGUCGGUAAGCCGGUCACCUAUCAAUUCUCCUUUGAUUGUGAAGGGGCUCCUGCUCCUCCGCAGUGUAGUGUUAUGUAAUAAGUUGUUUUUAAAGGUGCAGUUUGAAAAAAAAAUAAAAAAAGAGCAUUUUUUCGCCCUA
Messenger RNA from Dendrobium catenatum, 636 nucleotides. RefSeq names its product protein PYRICULARIA ORYZAE RESISTANCE 21-like. Gene Ontology annotation, biological process: regulation of defense response to fungus. Lineage: Eukaryota; Viridiplantae; Streptophyta; Magnoliopsida; Asparagales; Orchidaceae. Gene Ontology annotation, molecular function: metal ion binding. The record is from RefSeq and is a predicted model, not a curated record. Bases 69 to 575 code for a protein of 168 amino acids. The transcript is spliced from 3 exons.